AUGAAAGGCCAUAUCGCCCGCCUCAUUGGAAUGCCGAAUUAUUCUCGUCAUGUGGGUCAAGCUCUAAAAUUAUCAGGACUUGGAGUUGCUCCUCCUUUGCCGUGGCAUCGUGUCAUAUCGUCCUCGGGUGUAAUAUCGUCUCGAGGCCCAAAUACAACCGGAGCAGAACGACAGAGACAAGCAUUAGAAGAAGAAGAAGUGGAAGUCACAGUUGGAAGAACUGGAGAGCUGAGGGUCAAUCUGAAAUCAUAUGGAUGGUUUCCUAAUAGAUUGGAUCCAAUUGCGGACGAGGGUGAAUGA
Molecule: messenger RNA, 300 nt
Organism: Lentinula edodes (shiitake mushroom)
Lineage: Eukaryota; Fungi; Basidiomycota; Agaricomycetes; Agaricales; Omphalotaceae
Exons: 2
Coding region: 1-300 (99 amino acids)
Biological process (GO): DNA repair
Molecular function (GO): catalytic activity
Source: RefSeq, a predicted model, not a curated record